UGGAGCUCGGGAUGCCGGACAUGACGGCGCUCAGCCGCAUCGAUGAGGACACCAUCAACAACAACCUCAGGACACGCUACAGGAAGGACAAGAUAUACACUUACACGGGCACCAUCCUGAUUGCCGUCAACCCUUACAAGGAGCUCAGCAUUUAUGACACGGACUGGGUGCUCCGGUACAGCGGCCGCAAGAUUGGCCAAUGCGAGCCCCACGUGUUCGCCAUCGCCGAGUCUGCGUACGACAGCCUGCAGAACAUGACGGCCAACCAGGCCUGUGUCAUCAGCGGCGAGAGCGGUGCCGGGAAGACGGAAACUACCAAGUUCAUAUUGCAGUAUCUUUGCACCGUCACCACAAACGUGUCCACGUGGAUUGAACAACAGAUCCUGGAAGCUAAUACCAUCCUCGAAGCAUUCGGUAAUGCAAAGACGGUUCGCAAUGACAACUCGAGCCGGUUCGGCAAGUUCAUCCAGGUGUGCUUCGACGCCCGUUUCCAGAUCAAGGGGUGCAUGAUCCAGGACUACCUGCUGGAGCAGUCGCGCAUCACGUUCCAGUCGAGCGGCGAGCGGAACUACCACAUAUUCUACCAGCUGGUGGCGGCGGCUCAGCGCAGCGCCGAGCUGCGCGACCAGUUCGCCAUCGGCCCCGUCGAGCAGUACACCUACCUCAGCCAGAGCGGAUGCCUCUCCAUCGACGGCGUCGAUGAUGCGCUCAUGUUUGACGCGCUCAGGCUGGCCAUCUCUGUGCUCAACAUACCGCAGGAAAUGGUGGACGGCAUCUUCAGCGUGCUUAGUGCCAUCCUUUGGCUGGGCAACCUGCAGUUCCUCGACUCCGACGAAGAAAGCAGCUCUCUCACCGCGGGCGACGAGGAGAUCCUGAUGACGGUGGCCACCCUCCUGGGAUUCCAGCCCGAGGAGCUCACCUACGUCACGCUCCACCGCCAGAUCAUUGUGCGCGGAAACGUCACCGAGAUACCGCUCAAGUACAACGAGGCCCAACAAAACCGCCAUGCUAUGGCCAAGGCAUUGUACUCAAGGACGUUCGCCUGGAUCGUAAACUACAUCAACAUGUGCACGAGUCCUGGACGAGACAGCAACAGGUUCCUGGGCGUCCUAGACAUCUUUGGAUUCGAAAACUUCGGGGUGAACAGCUUCGAGCAACUGUGCAUCAACUACACGAAUGAAAAGCUCCACAAGUUCUUCAAUCACUACGUUUUCGCCCUGGAGCAAGAAAUGUACCGCCAAGAGGACAUCCAGUAUUCUCACAUACAUUUCACUGACAACACUGCCUGUCUAGAAUUGAUCGAAAAGCCACCAAAGUGCAUUUUGAAGCUCCUCGUAGAAGAAUGCCGCAUGCCCAAGGGCACGGACAUCAGCUUCGUGAGCAAGCUUCACCAGGAGCUGGAAGGGCAUGCUUACUACGUGCGCGGCGACGACCGUCGCCGCUGGGAGCAGGAGUUCGGCAUCCGCCACUACGCGGGCACCGUCGUCUACACCACGCAGGGCUUUCUUGAGAAGAACAAGGACGCCCAGCAAGACCAGCUGUUCGAGCUCAUGCGCAAGUCCACCAACGCCUUUGUCAAGGACCUCGUCAAGUUCCAGGACCUUCUGGAAGUGACGCUGAUGCGGCUGGCGGCCGGAGGCACCACAAUGACAAAGACGAUGAACAAAAGCAAGCCCACCGUUGCAGACGCCUUUCGCUACCAGCUGACGGCGCUCGUUGAACUUCUGCACUCGACAGUUCCAUGGUAUGUUCGGUGUAUCAAGCCAAACACUCAGAAAACAGCAAACAAUUAUGACGACGAACAGGUUUUGACACAACUUCGGUACCUGGGCAUGCUGGACAUCAUCCGCAUCAGGCAGCAGGGUUACCCGAUCCACAGCACGAUCGAUGACUUUCUCCGGAGGUAUCGAUGCCUAGUCAGGCAUAUGGGCACGCUCCCGCCGGAACCCCUCAAGGCCUGUCGCUUCAUCCUAGAGAGACUGAACAUGCCCACAAUGGAGUGGCAGAUCGGAAAGACCAAGGUAUUUCUUCGAACCUCUGUGUUCGAUCCCCUCGAAGAUUCCAGGCGAAAACUACUUCGCGAGAUGGCCACUAUCGUGCAGAAGACCUGGCGCGGCUGGCGGCUACGGAGAGCAUUCAUUCAACAAAGAGCAGCGGCCAUUCGCAUUCAGCAACAUUUCAGGGGCCACCGCCAGAUGAUCCACUUUAUACAGAUGCGACGAGCAGCCAUAACGAUCCAGGCAUACGUGCGGGGCAUGUUUGCGCGCGAAGUGGCGGCAGCGCUGCACGAAAUGCGACGCGUCGAGGCCGAGAUACGACGUCGCGAGGAGCAGGAACUCGAGAGACGCCGCAUUGAGGCCGAGAGAGCCGAAGCUCAGCUUGCCGAGGAUGAAGCGCAACUUGCCUCCGCCGAGGACCUGAUGCGUGCCGCCCAGGAAGAGCUGGCCGCCAUUUCCAACCUGGUGGAGAAGAACAUGCUGCGGCGGGGGGCUGACUCAUCGUCGUCUCAGCCCCGUCAUCAUCAGCAACAGACCGAGUGCGUCGACCUGGACGAAAUGUUCUCCUUCCUCAGCGAGGUGCAUGAUCCGCAUGCGCAGGCGCAGGAGUACAUCACAGGCAUCUCGCAAGAGGUCGACAACAUCCUCCAGGAGGCUGAGGCCCACGAGCAAGGCGACGUCGCCGUCACUCCCAGUCCCAUCGUGUCUCCCUCGCCCCCACCUCCUCCAUCGCCCAGCUUCGUCCAGGAGCGCAGACCUCCCAGCCUGCCCCAGUCACCGAGCGUGCCCAAUGAACUCAACGGUCCUUGCACAACGCUUCCUCCAGAGGAACCUCCCGUCCGGCUAAGACAUCCAAACAACGAUAGAAGACGAUUGACAAACCAUGUGGACGCCGAUGAUGCCGACAGAGAACUCAGGCGUCGCCAGCGCGUGGAGAAGCAGCUGAUUGCUAUGGAAGAAGCGGAUGGGGAGGCCGAGACGGAGCACCACGACAUGAUCGAGUUUGCGGAGCGGCACUUCAACGCCCACCUGCGCGACUUCGGCAGCGGCCCGGUGAUACGCACGCUGUCCCGCCGCCGCAAGUCGUCUGGUGAGGUGCUGCCUAAGUACGAGAUGGUCACCUACAGCCGCAACAGUGCCAUCCCGACAUCCCACCUGCACCUCUACGACCCGGAGAAUGUGGCCAUAGCCUGUUCUAUAUUCAAGGACCUGACCAAGUACCUGCGUGCUGAUGGGAAGCCCGAGGGCGAUGUGCACACCAUCCAGACUAUAAUUGGCUAUGGCAUCGAGCGCGAAGAGCUUCGUGACGAGAUCCUGGUGCAGCUGGUGCGCCAGUCGACCAACAACCCAAGUCACGAGGCCACCGUUCGGGCGUGGUUGCUCAUCGCGCUCAGCGUGGUCUCCUUCAGGCCUUCGAAGGCCUUCUCGAAGUACCUCUACUCCUACCUGAAGAAGAGCGUUAUGGAAGAUUCCGAGAUUGCUGCCUACGCUCAGUACUGCCUCGAAAACUUAAGUACGGCGAAUGCCACCAAUCGGAAGAUGCCGCCGUCGACUCUUGAGAUAAAUGCCGUUCGACUUCGAGAGAACCUUGUGUGCCGCUUCUACUUCAUGGACGGCCGGACCAAGGCCAUCGACAUCCACCCGUCCAUCACGGCCGAGGACGCCAUCAAGACGCUGGCCACCAAGAUCGGGCUGCGCUCGCUCGAGGGCUGGGCGCUCUACGAGUGCACACCUGAUCAUGAACACGUCAUCAAGGGGUUCGAAUACCUCGCAGACAUUAUCUACCAAUGGGAAACGUGCCGUCGUACAUCGGCAACGUUGACCAAGUACACGACAAUCUCGAAGAAGGGCCCCACGAAGGCCCUCGGGGGAGGCGAGUGCCGCUUCGUUUUCCGCAAGCGACUCUUCAAGGCGGUGCGCGAGAUCCCCCAGGAUCCUGUCGAAGUGAGCCUACUGUACGCACAGGCGGUUCAUGACGUCGUCAAGGCGGACAGUUUCCCUGUGGUGGAGAGAGUAGCUCUGCAGCUGGCUGGCCUGCAAGCUCAGGUCUCUGUUGGUGAGCCAUCAGAAAUCGAGGAGCUUGACAGGUAUCGGGACGUGGAAAGCUACAUCGCUGAGCGCAUCAGGGACACGCGUCCCGAGAACGAGUGGAUCCAGGCUCUGUGUACCGCCCAUAGAACGUACGGAAGCGGAAAGUCCGAACUGGUGUGCAAGGUGUGGUACCUGUCCAUCGUCAUGCAGUAUCCGCUCUACGGAACCGCCUUGUUCCCAGUCACAUGCCGCGGCUACCUCACUACGUACAACCACCAGUUGCUGCUCGGUGUGAGCUGCGAAGGCGUGCUCCUGGUGAACGCGGACAGCAAAGCCAUCCUGAAUGCGUACCGCUACUCUGAGCUCGAGUCCGUGCUGGUCAAUGAGGAGGACCGCCUGGUCACCGUCACGCUGUCCAAGAGCGUGCCAGACCUGCACAAAUGCUACCUGUUCGAGACGCCCCAGCACCAGGAGGUGGCCUCGUUGGUGGCCAGCUACUGGCCGCCGCUGGCCGCCCGCAUGAAGCCGUCGUACGAACUCAGCGUCAAGGGCCGCUUGGCUUUCGAAGACCGGGUGAAGCUUCACCAGGAAGUGAUGAACUGUCGACGCACCCUGGUGGACAGCGGGCUGCUCAACAAGCCUGAGGUGGCCACGCUCGGACUUUUCAGGAGCACCCUGAGGAGGUUCAACCGGAAUCGCUUAGACAAGCUCCGCCAGGAGUACAGCUCGGAGGGGUACAAGUCGUACCAGCACACCUACUGGGCCUUCGGCAAGACACCAAUCACUCAGAGCUUCCUGGUCAUGGCUGAACCGCAGGUGGAGACUACGGCCAUCAAAGUCUACACAUCCAUACUCAUCUUCUCCGGCCUUCUCGAAGAAGAGGACACCGAGUGGCACGGCCAGCGUGAUUUGAUCCAGCUGGCACAGUCCAUCAUCGAGUGCUGCAUGGUGCGCGAAGUACUGCUCAACGAACUCUUCAUACAGCUGAUCAAGCAGACCACUGACCACCCUGACCCUAACAGCAGGGUGAACGUGCGCCACUGGCAGCUGCUGUCACUGCUGUGCAGCGUGGCUGCUCCCACGGACCGACGCAUUUUGGGAUACCUGCAUGCGCACCUGCGGCACUGCGCUAUGGACGUGGUCACCGAGGAAGGACAGUUCGCGCAGUUCGCGCUCAAGUGUCUGAUGCGCACGCUUGAGACCCGAGGACGACGGUGGCCACCAUCACGGGACGAGGUUUCAUGCACCACACGGCGGCACCCGUGCCGCUCCAAGGUGCACUUCCUCGAUGGACAAGUGCAGAACGUCGACUUCGACCCCUGCGUGUCGGCUGCAGAGAUGCUUACCAUGCUCAAAACUCGCAUCAACCUGAGGCCCACAGCCGAAGGAUACGCCAUUUAUGAGGUCAUCGGACCAACAGAGCGAGCCAUGCUGCCAGACGAGAAGAUGGCUGACGCAAUGUCCAAGUGGGAACGCUGGGCUCAAAGCCAGCAGGGCACCGCGAAAGCCAAUAAGCAACAGUACUUCCUUUUCAAGAAACACCUGAUGCUUGACGCCUACAUAGACUUGAGCGAUCCCGUUGAGGAAGAGCUGCUGUUCCAUCAGCUUGUCUACAACAUCCGCCUGGACAGGUUUCCUGUGACGGAGCACGAAGCCGUUACCCUGUGCGCCCUCAAGGCCCAACUGGAUUACGGGGACUUCCGGGAGGCAAUUGUUGACUAUAGAAAAGUGAUGGCCCAGUGUCUUCCCAUGCGGCUGCUCAAGAUGAUCUCGGCUGACCAUGUGGUGACACAGCACCAGGCUUUAGCCGGCAUGAAUGUGCAGGAGAGCAAACGCGCCUUCCUCGCCUUGCUUCAGUCGUGGCCCCUGCACCGAGCCACCAUCUUCGAAGUCACGCAAUCCUACACAUCGUCCUGGCCUAAGACAUUGUGGUUUGCCGUUGACCAGAAUGGCGUACACUUGCUUGAGCUUCGCACACGGAAUGUGCUGUGCGCCUGUGAAUACGAAAGCAUCGUAAACUACAGUCCAUCCCUAAAUAGCCUCAUGAUUGUCACUGGAGGCGGUAAAAAGGGUGCCAAGUACAUAUUCACUACCAAUCAGGCAUUGCAGAUUGCCGGCCUCAUCAAAGACUACACAAACGUGCUCCAGAUGAAGCGAAAACCCAUGGAGAGAAUGUGGCACACGCCACAUGUCAAUGCGAGUGCCACCGCCACUAUGGAAGGCGGCAUCCAGCAGGAGCCAGCGACUCCACAGGGGUCCGAGCCGCAGCCGAUGCCACAACCCGUGGCUUCUCGGCCAGUCAGCAUCCUCUACAAACCGCCUCCGCCGCUACUAGUCGGCGAGGAUUUUGUCUAGGAAAUUUUCGGUGGGCACAUAAGGAAGAAGACCUAGGUAUAUACCUUUGUGUUGUACUUAACCGCGGCGAGAGUGCUCAGAUAUCCAACGAAUUUUAGUUGGUUACGAUUCCAAAGAGUAGGGAAGAUGCUUAUCUCGAUGUCAUUGCGGUGCUCUGUAAAGGAAAGACCUUUCGAAUGGGUGGUUCAGGUCUUGUGGUUUACUGGACGUUCCAAACAAAAGUCCCCGCGGGUGUCUCGUGGAGCGCGAAUAGGGCAUAUCUUCUUGGCUGACCUGUGAAGGGUUACCAACGACCUUGUUGGGGCCAGGGGUUACGAAAGGUCACCAACCUUGGUAGCCAAGGGUUACCCCAAAGGUUACCAAAGACCUCGUGGGUACGACACAUCCUCCAUGACGUGUAUAUAGGUGUAAUCGUGGGGUUGUCAUUUCGUGUCAGGUAGCGGGCUCAACAGGAAACUGCCUGCUGUCACUGACUGGGCAAGUGUAACAAAACACUCUGAACGCAACCACGAGGGAUUCGAACUACGUGUCUAUCUCCUCUGUGGUGGGAAUGUGCAUUUCGUUGGAGCCGUUCCGCAAGCAUUGUGCAACAGCUUCUAGUGGGAGGGAAAAUGCAUUGAGCAUGUACGCUGAAAUCUGGUAGGCACAUGAAAUCUCGCAAGCCUUGACACCACAAUGGGAUUGUCAGCGUUAUCAAUGAAAUGUCAUGUAUAACAUGUGUUCAGUAAUUUUGCCUGAAUAUCCGUAUGUGUUGUACGUGCCAUCUUACAUGAUCAUACGUGAUUAAUGCCUUUGAGGUAAUUAGGCAUACUGAGGUCGUCAUCCAGCAAUGUACUUUUUUUCUUCCUUUAUUUCAUUUAAAGAUCUGCGCCGUCUUGUGCCACCUUGAGUGUGCUUGAAAGCAUGUUUUCCUAAGGGUGGUGCAAGUUUUCAAAAGCAGAACAUUCGAAUUCGAUGCCGUCUGUUUCAGUGUUCAGUGGCUCACUGAGUGCUUCUGGUUGCAUAUCGUUGAAUUCCGCUGUGCUCGUGAAUUUAGCCAUUCAAAGAGGACGUGGAUGGUACGUGAGCCAAUCACAGCAGGCAAAAUGGCAAAGUGUAUAACCUGGCGGAAUAGAGACAGUAUUGAUAGAGAAGUGCUCUUUUGAUGACGUUGUGAAACAUCAGCGUAAUUGUACUCAACCUUUGAAUUCUUUCUGCAUCACAUGUUUGGACAACAGUUCCUGCCAGUUACAGAAUACUAAUGCUAUGACAUUUUUCCUCUUGCUUAUAAUUUUCUUUGAGAAGAUACUUGUGAUAACACUUUUUGUAUGUUCGCGAGCAAAUGUCUUGAGACCAUGAUAAACAUUAAAGUUUUAAAAUUUCGUCUAGCAUAAUCUCAUAAUGUCGAAUUCCUUUAAUGUAUUGCACAAGUUAAAUAUGUGCAUUGCAGUAGUCUCAUUUUAUUUUCUAUUACAGCCAUGACUAGGCUGUGAUGGAACAAGAAAUGUUUUUUGUCACACCAGUGGUUCAAGACAUCUGCUUGAGGGUGUAUUCAUUAUGUUAUACAAGUAGCUUUCUCUAUGAACACAUUGAAAUGUCACCGGUGCUAGAAACCUUUGGCUAUCUUUCGGUAUCGCUCACAUUAGGUGACGGUGACACACAUUCGUUAGACUUAGCUUUCGCUCGACAGCCUCCAUCUUGAAUCAAGUAUCCAGAAUAUACGUUCGACAUUGUACAACAUUCCCGGCUGUAUGAAGACAGACCGAUCUGAGUACUAACAUCCAGUAGGAAAUGUUAUGUUAUAUUUCAUCGUUGCUACCAAUUGCGAGGCAUUCGCCGAACCUACUGCUGUCCACCAGUCAUACGGAGCGCCACGGACGUCCCCAACAGGCUAUGCAGAUCUCUUAACUUUAUUGUGAGAACUUUGAAGAAAUGGGCAUGUACUUUACCCAUACACUUUCUGAAGGAAAGCGCAGUAUCAAUUAUGUUUGGUUGGGAAUGCAAUCGAUGUUCCUGAUCAUUGAGGGUAAGACGGAACUGCUUAAUUAGUAGCAUAUGUGUUCAAGGAGCAACGAUGACCAGUUGCGGCUAGUUGGUAGCUCACGUCUGCUGCGCCUUCGAAACACUAAUGAAAUCAAGCAGGAGAAAAAGCUAGCAUUCUGUAUGCAGUCCUUCGAAGCUGAAGGCCUCUUUCACUAGAGGCGUUGCUGGUAAGGGUUGAACUGGUCGAGCGGUUGGGCUGUUCGAUGGCACAGCAGAAAUCUUUCACUGCCCUAAUAAAUGAACCUCCACAGAUAUGACAGAGUAUACGCUCUGUUGCAGAGCUUCGUCGAAUAUCUUCUCUGAUGUAGCAAAGCUUGAGGUGACAUAAUGUUUGUGUUAUCCUCUGUAUAGAAGCUUUUCUCUAUGAUUUACUGCUAGAGGAGUGACAACUUUGCAAAUUAGUAGUAUUGAGUUCGGUCACAAGUGUGAAUCGCAUUCUUCCAAGUGAAUUAGGGAAGGCAAAUUUCACGAAAUUUUUUGGUGCUUACAUUUGAAUCUUUUUUUAAACGUAGAUCUACAAUAAUGCCAAUUUUGAAGUCACAUGUCUCACUUUUGAAAUCAAACAACUACUACUGCAGCCGUAUUAAGCCUUCCAGUUUAUUGCAUAUUAUUUUAACUAGCACGUGACUGCUAACAAAGUUUCACACGCCAAAAGCAUCCUUGUAGAAUUGUCGUAUAGAUUUAUAAAUUUGAAAACAAAUUGAAUUUAUACUAACUCAGAAUGGCUCAAGCGGCUUUCUUUUUACGUAGCCAACAUUGGCACUCAAGUCUUUCCUGUGUUCUAUGGACAAAGGUGGCUCUUUGCCACCAAAAUUUUUUUAGCCGUGUGCUACGGCAUUCUCUUGGUGGCUCAACUUUUCUCAGCAAGUGCUUCUCAACCAAGAGUUUGUCGACGUGUAAAUAUAGCACGUAAAGUAUUCGUAACGUCUUUCCCUCUUUGAAAAAAAAAA
Rhipicephalus microplus (southern cattle tick) is the source of this 9355-nucleotide messenger RNA. It is a transcript of the gene Myo81F, whose product is annotated as unconventional myosin 81F. The record is from RefSeq and is a predicted model, not a curated record. Gene Ontology annotation, molecular function: ATP binding; protein binding; cytoskeletal motor activity. Lineage: Eukaryota; Metazoa; Arthropoda; Arachnida; Ixodida; Ixodidae. Gene Ontology annotation, biological process: signal transduction. Gene Ontology annotation, cellular component: cytoskeleton; myosin complex.